Messenger RNA from Episyrphus balteatus (marmalade hoverfly), 908 nucleotides. Its product is annotated as proteasome assembly chaperone 2. Gene Ontology annotation, biological process: proteasome assembly. Gene Ontology annotation, cellular component: cytosol; nucleus. The transcript has a single exon. NCBI's taxonomy places the organism in Eukaryota, Metazoa, Arthropoda, Insecta, Diptera, Syrphidae. The record is from RefSeq and is a predicted model, not a curated record. Bases 136 to 864 code for a protein of 242 amino acids.
GUCACUGUCAACAAAUCGAACAGACCCCAUUACUUGUAGUUUUGCCAAAUUUAAAUAAAUUGUUUAUUCAUAUUGCAAUAGAAUUUUACUUAAUUAAUCAUUAAUCAUCGUCAAACAUUUAAACAAUAAUUAAAAAUGCUACUCCUAAAAGACGGGUCUGAUUCGAUAAAUUUGGAAGGAUUCACGGCAAUUGUUCCAAGCAUUGGCGUUGGAAACGCCGGUCAACUUGCAUGUGAUCUAAUCAUCUCAACUCUGCAGUUAAAAAGAAUUGGAAACAUUUGGCAUCCAGCUUUAAUUCCGAUUGCUGGACCAUCUGCCUUCCAACAUGAUUCCCAAAACAAGGCAGCUUCAUGUGAAGUUUACAUUGAUGAGUCAAAAAAACUUCUUGCUAUCCAAUUACGUUCGCCACUCAUAUCCAAACAUCUUGAUGAUUUCCAUACUAAUUUGGUUAAUUUGUUUCAAAAAUGUUCUCGAGUGAUAAUUCUAACAAGUAGCUUUGGCUACGAAAAGCACACAAUAGAAGCCAGUCCAUUCGAAUACAUUGCGAAUAAUGUAUUCAAACAAAAUCAUGCCGACCGACUGGGAGAACUGAAAUGGACCGAAUUCUCGGGUGAAGUAGUGCAUGGUGGGGGUAAUGCUGUUAAAUUGUACAAGGCUCUAGAUGCUUCCAAUGUUCCUGCUCUAUUGCUGUUUAAGUAUGUUUUGGAGGGAGAUAACUCUAUGGAUGCUUCACAACUCGUUAAGCAAUUAGACGAAUUGAUGGAACAAGAAUUAAAAAUAAGUACUGUUAAUGGUUUGAAACUGACAGUCCCAGUUUCGUGGAAACUUUUAUAUGGUAAUGAAGUUGGAGAUUUGAUCUUCUAGAAUAUGUUUUUAUAGAGUAAUAAAAAAGGGUGCAGAGUCUUAAA